This is a messenger RNA of Nymphaea colorata (pocket water lily), 3091 nucleotides long. Its product is annotated as pentatricopeptide repeat-containing protein At2g29760, chloroplastic-like. Gene Ontology annotation, molecular function: RNA binding; protein binding. Gene Ontology annotation, biological process: RNA modification. The record is from RefSeq and is a predicted model, not a curated record. The coding region runs from base 818 to 2767 and encodes 649 amino acids. The transcript has a single exon. Lineage: Eukaryota; Viridiplantae; Streptophyta; Magnoliopsida; Nymphaeales; Nymphaeaceae.
GCGAUCCUUCAUUGGAACAAGUCUCUUCUUUUCUUUUCUACUGCCCGUUCUUCUUUUUCCCGAUGAUGAAGGUUAUGCCUUUCCUGCGAACGAACGACAGGCUUUUUCCAAGGGAGCUUGCAUACAAGCUCAACGUUUUCCCGUCGUUAUUAGGGUUAAGAAUUGUAUAUGUUUUCCAUUUUAAUAGCAAAUUAGUGUUUUCCUGCAUUAUACCUUUGUGGUUUUGGUUAUAAUAAUUCACUCGUGUUUUUCUACUGUUAACUUGCCUCAUUGGUUGGUCGAAUCUUGUUACAGUACUAGUUAGCUAUUUAACAUAGAAUUCUAUAUUAAAGGUGUUCAUAUUUGUUUACAUAUUGUACAGGGAAAGGCUACAGUAUCAGAUACUCAUUGUGGUUUUUCUAGUUUCUCUCUUCGAGUUUUUAAUCAGAUUUUCUGUGUUCAUCUUUGAUACUGUCCUUUGCUGAAUUUAUUACUUUUUCAUAAGUUCAAGACUAUUCAAACUGGAAGAUGGCAUUCAUUUGGCAACCAUUACGAAGAGCACUUCUAUGAAUAGGCGACCGCAGCAACUUGAUUAUGAACAUUGGUGCCUGAGACAUCUCAUCUCAUGUCUGAGCAUUGGUUCCUCUUGACGGUUGACAGCACCUUUUCUCACCACUCAAGCAUGCCUUUAGAUUUGGGAAUUUGGUUCUGAAAUGCAGUUGUCUCUUGACACCCUUACCUCACCAUUCAAACACAGAUUUAUCUCACCCUGCAAAUAAAUGCGUAGCUAGAGCAUUGCUUCUUGUCUUCCGUGUCACCACCUCCCCUCUUAUUUUUCAUGCUCCGUCCGAAGCAUUGCAUAGAAUUGUUUCGUCUUCUGCGCAGAGUUCGUGCAUCAUUCGUUCACACCAACCAUUUCAUUUCUAUAGAUUACCGAACUCAAUGUGUAAUUCCGUUGAUCGGAAGAAUUGUCACUGCUGAUCAUUUUUGCCAGUUACACUGUCACUUGAUCGUGACAGGCAUCAUUGCCGACGGUUUUCUGGCCAGCAAGCUCCUUGCUUCACCUGCAUUGCCUGAUUUGCACCAUGCCCACAAAGUUUUCAGGCAAAUUGAGCGUCCCAAUCUCUUCAGUUGGAAUACCAUGAUCAAUGUUGCCCGGUCUGAGCCUACCUGGCCCUUUUCUCUCUAUAGAGAGAUGCGCGUCGCCGGCAUCUCUCCUGACAGCCACACCUUCUUGUUUCUUAUCAGGGCUUGUAUUGCCAGAUCAGAUGGGGAACAAGCUCACUGCAAUGUUGUGAAAAUGGGAUUUGGGUCGAGCGAGUUCGUGGCCUGUGGAAUUAUCGGUUUUUAUGUUGGAUGUGGCAUUGUCGACUGUGCACGCCGAUUGUUUGAUGAAAUUCCUCAACGAGGAAUUGUUAUGUGGACUUCGAUGAUUCGUGGGUAUGUCUGCGAGAACCAGUAUAUGGAGGCUUUGGAACUUUUCUCCGAUAUGGAGACAGCUGGUGUUGUGCCUGAUGCAGUGACGAUGGCGACAAUUCUUCCAGCCUGCUGUCAGCUGAAGGAAUUGAGUGUGGUUAGGAAGCUACAUGGUUCUAUAAGAAAAAGGGGGUUUGAAACAGAUGCUUUUGUUGCCAUUGAAUUGUCGGGUGUGUAUGCUGAUUGCGAAGAUCUGGAAUCUUCUUUCCAAGUUUUUUAUGAGAUGCCACAUAAAGAUGUAGUAGCUUGGAAUUCCAUGAUUCACCAAUGUGUCAAAAGCGGUGCCACAGAUAUGGCCUGUGAUUUGUUCGGUAAGAUGGUGAAGAAGGAUAUUAUAUCAUGGAACACAUUAAUAGCUGGGCUUGCUGGAGCUGGACGACACAAGCAGGCCUUAGCACUGUUUAAUGACAUGGGGUUGUCUGGUGUAAAACCCAACAGUGUAACCAUGCUUCCGGUGCUAUCCUCAUGUGCUGGCCUCGGAGCUCUAGGAAUGGGCAUGUGGGUUCAUUCCUUCAUAGAGAAGAACAGCUUGAAUUUGGAUGGUUUCUUAGACUGCGCUAUCAUUGACAUGUACUCAAAAUGUGGUAGUGUUGACAGAGCUCUGCAGAUUUUCAGUAAGGUUCAUAAAAGGGGUCUGUUAACAUGGACAUCUAUGAUAUGUGGGCUUGCUAUGCACGGUCGCGGACAAGAUGCCUUGCACCUCUUCUCCUGUAUGCAGCAAUUAGAUGUAAAACCAGAUGGAGUUACGUUUCUUGGACUUUUAAGUGCAUGUGCCCAUGCAGGCCUGACCAGUGAAGGUCGUCGACUUUUUUAUAUGAUGGAGAAAAUGUACGAAAUCCGACCAGAAAUUGAACACUAUGGAUGCAUGGUGGACAUCUUUGGUCGGGCAGGGCGACUGACAGAAGCGCAUCAGCUAAUAUCCGAGAUGCCAUUUGAACCAAAUCCAGUGAUAUGGGGGGCUUUGCUCAGUGCAUGUAGAGUUCACAAUAAUGUUGAACUGGGUGAGAUUGCUGCGGAGAGACUGCUGGAGUUGGACCCUACUGAUUGUGGGAUCCAUGUUCUAUUAUCAAAUAUUUAUGCAGAAGCUGCCAAAUGGGAUGGUGUUCGAAGGUUAAGGAAAGAACAGAAAACAAAAGGGAAAAGAAAAGCACCAGGGUGUAGCUCAAUAGAUGUGGAUGGCAUAGUCCAUGAAUUUCUAGCUGGGGAUGAUUCACACUCUCAGCUUGAAGAGAUACAUUCCUUGCUUGAAAUGAUUGAUAAGCAAAUGUGCUUCCCAACAGAUGUCAAUGUUUUAUACCUAAAACUUGCUUGAGUUAUGCAAGUUACUUGAUUCUGAAAGUCAAACCAGCAAAAUUCGUCUAUAUCCCUGUGUUUCGUCAAGGCCCUCACGAGUCACUGCUUGGUGAAAAAGUAACAAUGAAAUUGACGGUGAAUUUCAGUGAGGAAAGGAGAAGUUACUUCCUCUAUGUCAUGAAGAAGAGUUCGAACAGUCAUACAGCAGCACGAGCACCAGCGAUGCCUGUCAUGUUCACCUGCAUGAUCAAAUCCAAAAUCCUUACAACUUAGUUGAGAGAUUCCCAACAUAGUAAUAUUCAGUUGGUCGUUAUGCCUAAUCCGGUAGGAAAUUCAUUUGAAA